Messenger RNA from Selaginella moellendorffii, 1461 nucleotides. RefSeq lists its product as uncharacterized. The coding region runs from base 1 to 1461 and encodes 486 amino acids. The transcript has a single exon. The record is from RefSeq and is a predicted model, not a curated record. Lineage: Eukaryota; Viridiplantae; Streptophyta; Lycopodiopsida; Selaginellales; Selaginellaceae.
AUGUACACAUUCACGACCCCGCAGUCUCGUAAAGCCUUACAGAAUUUCUGGUGUAAGACUAGUGGUUCGUGUAUCCUGGAGCGACCCUGCUACGUGCCAGUCCGCGAGAAGGUGGAGAGGCUUUGGGACAGUGGCGUCCUUGCGGUUCUACUGCUGGGAGUUCCUGGCAUCGGCAAGACGGCAUUUAUCAUCACCACGCUGCUCAAGCUGUUGAAUGAAAGGAAGCCAGUUGCUUUUCAGACCAAGGGCGGUUCUCUCUACUUCUAUGAGCCGCAACACAACAAUGAAAGCAAGGUCAUUGGUCAGGAUUACUCGUGUCUCCGGCUGAAAAACAACGGCAUCCUGCUUGAUCCGGAGGUUUACUAUCUGGUGGAUGGCAAGCUGCCGUGUGUUCCGGAGUUUGGAUGCAAAAGCUUGCUUGCUGCAAUUCCGAAGCUGAGCAAUUUCCAGGACUAUGAUAAGGAUGGCCGCGGCAACCAGGUGAUCCUGCCGGUGUGGUCUGCUGCCGAGCUCGCGGUUGCCUGGCAAGUGAUGUUUGAUCCGACACUGCCUCAUGUCCAAGCGCUUAAAGGCGAGGAGGAAUUGCUUGAGGCACGAAAGAUGCUAACUUUGGAUGUUGUCAAGGAGAGAUACAGGAGAUGGGGUGGCACGGCUCGCUUUGUGCUUGAGAAGCUGCAUAUCGACCUGGAUACCAUCGUCAGGGGUUUACAGUCUAUUCAGCGUACAGUAGAAGCGGUGGGACAGCAGAUUGCCGAUGGUGACCAUCCGUGUCACAAAGUAGUACACCAGAGGGUCAAGCAGGGAUACAACGGGUACGAGUACAUGUUUGCAUCUCCCUACCUUGUCAAGGUGGCAACAGAGAAACUAAGCGAGUCUACCAGCGGGGAGUUGCGGCUGUUUUUAAGCUUCAAGGGACUGGCGGCGCAUGGUGUCAACGGUUGCAAGGGCCACGUCUUCCAGCACGAGUUCAUGACCCUGACGCAGAAAUACAGCCGUCGUUGUUUCAAGGUUCGCCGAGUCCACGACGAUAUCAAUGUGGUAAGUCAGGACGAGGAGCGGGUUUUUGAGUUUGGUGAAGUGGUGAAAGUCGACAAGAUUGAGAAUGUGUCACGUCCUUGGCCGGUCAAUAGAAUCAUCUGGCCGGAUUCACCCAUGGAAGAGACAGUGGACGCCAUGACGAUAGUGCAGCCGACACCCCAGGAUUUGCCCGAGCUCGAGCUGUUCCAAGCGACUCUCAGUUCUGAGAGGCAUGAGCACGGCCUCAAAUACUCAGGAAUACUGAAAGUUAUGGAGCACUUCGGGAUUCCUCCCAGCAGGACCAGGGUGUAUAUAACUACUACAUCUGAGCUCUAUCCGGAAGCAGGGUAUCAGAACUGGAGGAAAUCGAGAGCGCUUAAAGAUCAAAGAAUCAUCCGAAGACUAGUUGGGAUCACACAAUAUGCCAUGGACAGUGGAAUCUAG